CCAUAUUCGAUGACGUACUCCGCUGCUUCUACAGGAGGAUCUCAUGAUCGUACUGAGAGUGGCGAUGCUUCCGGUACAGUGAUGGGUUCUUACAGCUUGACCCAUGCAGGUGGAAGCCGACGAAAGGUUGACUACAGUGCUGGUGGUGCAGGAUUUAAAGCCACUGUCUACACCAACGAACAAGGAUUGGUCCCAGGAGAAGAUCCCGCCGAUAUUUCCAUUCUUGCUCUUGCAGGAGCCGCUGAACCUUUUGGUGCUGCAGGUGGCGCUGGUGGACCUUCUGGAGGAGCUUAUGCACCCUUCAACUUCAUGUACAGUGCUGCUGCAGGAGGUGGAUCCAGCUCCAGAUCAGAAAGUGGUGACGUCUCCGGAAACGUGGUGGGUUCAUACAGCGUGGAGGACCCUGAUGGACGUCGCAGAAAAGUAGACUACACUGCUGGUUCUGAAGGAUUCAAAGCAAAUAUUCAAAGUAAUGAACCUGGUGUGGAACCUGGUAGUAACCCUGCUGAUGUAGAAAUCAAUGCUUAUGCAGGACUUCCAAUGAUUCCUGCUGGUGGCCCUGCUGAUGCCCCUGCUGCUGGAGCUCCUGCUGCUGGUGCCCCUGGAGAUGCGGGCGUAGGUGGAGCAGUAAGUACACGUUACAUAAAAUAA
Limulus polyphemus (Atlantic horseshoe crab) is the source of this 651-nucleotide messenger RNA. RefSeq names its product adult-specific rigid cuticular protein 15.5-like. NCBI's taxonomy places the organism in Eukaryota, Metazoa, Arthropoda, Merostomata, Xiphosura, Limulidae. The record is from RefSeq and is a predicted model, not a curated record. The coding region runs from base 10 to 651 and encodes 213 amino acids. Gene Ontology annotation, molecular function: structural constituent of chitin-based larval cuticle. The transcript has 2 exons. Gene Ontology annotation, cellular component: chitin-based extracellular matrix.